AUGUCCCGAGGUUUUUUAUUAGCUGUAUUUCAAUCAUCGCAAAAUAAUAUUCUUUUUUUCUUUCGUUCUUUCUUUUUUCUUUCUUUCUUUCUUUCUUUCUUUCUUUCUUUCUUUCUUUCUUUCUUUCUUUUUUUCUUUCUUUUCUUUUUCUUUUUUUACGCCUACCUUUCUUUCUUUCUUUUCUUUCUUUUUUCUUUAAAAAUUUUUCUUUCUUUUUUUUUUUCUUUCUUUCUUUUCUUCCUUCCUUUUUCUUUACGCCUACCUUUCUUUCUUUUUUUUUCUUUCUUUUUUUUUUUUUUUUUUUCUUUCUUUUUUCUUUUUCUUUCUUUCUUCCUUCCUUUUCUUACAAAAACUUUUUCUUUCUUUCUUUUUUUCUUUCUUUCUUUUUUUUCUUUCUUUCUUUUUUUUCUUUCUUUCUUUCUUUUUUUUUUUGCUUUUUAUUUUAUUUUUUAUUUCUUUUCAUUUUACGCCUCACCUUUUUUUUUUGUUUUCUUUCUUUUUUUCUUUUCUUUCUUUCUUUCUUUUCUUUUAGAUUUUCUUUCUUUCUUUCUUUCUUUCUUUCUUUCUUUCUUUUUUCUUAUUUUUUUCUUUGUCUUGCUUUAUUUUAUUUUUCCAUAUUUCUUUUUUCUUUAUCAUUUUCUUUCUUUUUUUUUCCCUCACCUUUUUUUUUUUUUUUUCUUUCUUUCUUUCUUUCUUUUCUUUUCUUUCUUUCUUUUUUUUUCUUCUUUUUUCUUUCUUUCUUAUUUCUUUCUUUCUUCUUAUUUUAUUUUUUUUAUUUCUUUUCAUUUUAUUUUUGUAUUUUUUUGCCCUUUUCUUUCCUUUCUUUUCUUUCAAUAUUUUCUUUUUUUUCUUUCUUUCUUUCUUUCUUUCUUUCUUUCUUUCUUUCUUUCUUUGAAACCGUCAACACUUUUUCUUAGCCCUCCUUUCCACAAUAUUUUCUUUCUUUCUUUCUUUCUUUCUUUCUUUCUUUCUUUCUUUCUUUCUUUGAAACCGUCAUCACUUUUUCUUAGCCCUCCUUCCUACAAUAUUUUCUUUCUUUCUUUCUUUCUUUCUUUCUUUCUUUCUUUUCUUUUUCUUUCUUUGAAACUUUUCUUUUUUUCUUUUCUUUUUUACUUAGCCCUCCUUUCCACAAUAUUUUUUUCUUUUUCUUUUCUUUCUUUUCUUUUUUUUUUCUUUCUUUCUUUCUUUCUUUCUUUGAAACCGUCAUCACUUUUUUUCUUAGCCCUUUUUCUUAGCCCUCCUUCCUUUCAAUCUUUUUUUCUUUCUUUCUUUCUUUUUCUUUUUCUUUCUUUUUUAUUUUUUUCUUUUUUUUUUCUUUCUUUUUUGAAACCCCCUCCUUCCUACAAUAUUUUCUUUCUUUCUUUCUUUCUUUCUUUAUUUCUUUCUUUCUUUGAAACCCCUCCUUUCCACAAUAUUUUUCUUUCUUUUUUUUCCUUUCCACAAUUCUUUUUUCUUUUUCUUUCUUUCUUUCUUUCUUUCUUUCUUUCUUUUUUUUUCUUUCUUUCUUUUUCUUUUUUUUUGAAACCCUUUCCUUUCCACUUUCUUUUUUCUUUUCUUAGCCCUCCUUUUCUUUCUUUCUUUCUUUCUUUCUUUCUUUCUUUUUUUUUCUUUGAAAAACUUUUUCUUAGUCAUCAUUUUUUCUUUUUUUCUUUCUUUAGCUUUCUUUCUUUAUUUCCUUUUUCAUCAAUAUUUUCAAUAUUUUCUUUCUUUCUUUCUUUCUUUCUUUUCUUUCUUUCUUUUCACUUUUUCUUUCUUUUCUUUCUUUACAUUUUCCUUGAUUUAUUUCGGUUUCUUUGUUUCCUUUCUUACUCCCUCUUUUAUUGUCCUUUUCUUUGUUUUUCUUUUUCUUCACUUUUUCUUUCUUUCUUCUAUUCAUGGAUUACAUUUUUCUUUUUCUUUCUUUCUUUCUUUCUUUCUUUCUUUCUUUCUUUCUUUCUUUCUUUCUUUCUUUACGCCUACCUUUCUUUCUUUCUUUCUUUCUUUCUUUCUUUCUUUACGCCUACCUUUCUUUCUUUAUUUCUUUCUCUCUUUCUUUACGCCUACCUUUCUUUCUUUCUUUCUUUCUUUCAUUUUUCUUUCUUAUUUGUUUGCUUGCUUGCUUAUUUUAUUUUUUAUUUCUUUAUUAUUGUAUUUUUUCCCUCACCUUUUUCUGUUUUCCCUGUUCUUUCUUUCUUUCUUUCUUUCUUUCUUUCUUUCUUUCUUUCUUUCUUUCAGUCUUUGAUUUAUUUAAGUUUCUUUGUUUCCUUUCCCACUCUAUCUUUUAUUGUUUUUUUUUCUUUUCUUCACUUUUUCUUUCUUUCUUUCUUUCUUUCUUUCUUUCUUUCUUUCUUUCUUUCUUUUAUUCAUGGAUUACAUUUUUUCUUUCUUUCCUUCUUAUUCGCUUUCCUUCAUUCUUUGAUUUAUUUAGCUUUCUUUGUUUCCUCUCGCUCUUUCAUUCUCGUUUAUCACCCUUUCCUUUAUUAUAUUUUUCUUUGUUUUUCUUUUCUUUUUCUUCACUUUCUUCUUUCUUCCUUUCUUUCUUUCUUUCUUUUUUUUCAUUCUUCUUUCUUUUAUUCAUAA
Acanthosepion pharaonis is the source of this 2559-nucleotide messenger RNA. The record is from the annotation of a GenBank genome assembly. Lineage: Eukaryota; Metazoa; Mollusca; Cephalopoda; Sepiida; Sepiidae.